CGUCACGCAUUAUUCGUUCACAACUGCUCAAAAUGCGUCUUGAAGAUAGUCGAAGCAUCCUUGCAUUUGGAAUAACAAGGCUGCCUUCCCUAUCAAACACACGUUGUCGUAAUUGGUUUAAGUCUGUUAGAAAAAACGCAACACCGUCGAUUGUUUCGAACAACAAAAAGUGCUGCCAACUUGUCAAGAGUUGUCAAGACAACGAUUUCAAAGUAACUUCGGAAAGGUCGUUAUCUUCUUAUCGUUGUCGAAAGAACUCUUCAUACUCAUUUUGUUAUCAAAGACUAAAAAGGAUUGUUUCCCUUCAGAAAAGAGUUUUUGCGAAACAGCUGAAUCCCUUAAACUUCUUCUAUUCAUCGUCGUUAGCUGUUUUUCCUCUUCUGCUAAGUUUAUCCUCCACCACAUCAGGUAUCCGGUGUUAUUCCUUGCAGAAGUUUUUGGAAGCUUUUGAAGCUACUCUGCUUGCUCGAGUGAAAGGAAGAACUUUUUUUGUAACUGCGCUCUUGGCCACCCGCUACGAUCCACUUUUGGUUAUCUCUGGUUGCGUGGCUGCCCUUGUGAUUACUUCAAUGCUUGCCUAUUUUGUAUCCAUAAGUGGGUUGGAAGAAGUUUUAUAUCUCGUACCAUUUUCAUGGGUACAUUAUGGCGCUGUCAUUUUAUUCUUAGGCUUUGGUGCUCAGUUGAUUCGAUACUCAGAUAGGUUGUCGGAAGAAGAAGAACAUGCCAUUGAAAGCCAAGAGUUGAUUGGUGCAGAGUCUCAAAUGAAGACGUUUAAAGGAGACAUAGGCGAAGAGAAAACUUCCAAUAUCUUUCUCCAAAUUUUAGGAAUGACGAUUCUUUCGGAAUGGUGUGGAAAUGCGAUGUCCACAGUUAUGUCCAUUUCUACCAUUCAUAAUGUUCUUCCAGUUCUUUCUGGUGUUAUUUUGUCAAAUAUAGUUUCAACAACACUGAUUGUUUUUCUCGUUUGGUUACUGAUGAGAAAACUAUCAGCAAAACGAGCGACCAAUGUAUCUGGGAUCACUUUAAUAGGUUUAGCGCUGUUUUAUUUGUUUCGGGGACCUUCACAGUCAUAAAACACCAAGUUAAGGAUUACUUAAAACCACAUUUUGGAAUAACCAGUUCCUCUGCACCGUCGGCAUAAUAAUUUUCCUCUUCCCAUACAAGCUUUGCACUUUUUGGGUCCUUGAUCGUCCAAGUUGAUGAAACCUUUACCCUUACAAACAAAACACUGUGCUCCACCUUGUCCAGCACAUAUAUCACAAAGCUCCAACUUGCCCUGUGUUUGAUUCCACUUAGGAAAGAAAUAAGACGGCUAAUAAAAUAACUCACCCUGCCAAUAACUGUUGUUAUAACUACAGAGAAUACACUUAGUAUUAAAAGACACCAGUCUCCUUGGUCCAAAUGUUUGAUAGGGAUAAACAAACAUUUAUGUUGUAUGCGGUUUAACUGCAAUCUCAUUAAGGUCAUUCGUAACCCCACAAAUUGAAAUGUGAAGUGUUAUUUUGUAUUCUUCGGUUGGAUAUUCUAACAACAUGAUAGGCUUUACUUGUUCUUUUUCCUUUCCAACUUGCUAUCAUCUAAGCAGAUGUUUUCGACAGCAUGGUUUACGCUACGAU
This is a messenger RNA of Galdieria sulphuraria, 1616 nucleotides long. RefSeq lists its product as uncharacterized. The record is from RefSeq and is a predicted model, not a curated record. The coding region runs from base 33 to 1073 and encodes 346 amino acids. NCBI's taxonomy places the organism in Eukaryota, Rhodophyta, Bangiophyceae, Galdieriales, Galdieriaceae. The transcript has 2 exons. Gene Ontology annotation, molecular function: metal ion transmembrane transporter activity.